UUGACAUUAGAACAUUCGGUAGCUGGUUUGCUAUUAACACUUUAAUUUUGCAUGCAGCAAUUAAGGUGUUAAUUAAUAUAUAUAAUUAAGCUUUAAGCUCAUUAGUUUACCGACGAUGGAAGUGGCCACCAAUACGGCGACACGAUCGCCGGUGAAGCUAAUGCUGGUGCUGACACUGUCGCCGGCGAGCAAGGUGAUCGCCAAGGGCGGCGGCGGCGUGAAGCGGGUGCACCUCGACGGCGGCGCGUUCCAGUGCCGGACAUGCGGGCGGCGGUUCUCCACGUUCCAGGCUCUCGGCGGCCACCGGACCAGCCACAAGCGGCCGCGGGUGCGCGCCGACGGCCUUGACCUCCUCCUCGGCGCGCGCCCCGGCAAGCUCGGCGCCGGCGGCGCCUCGACGCCGGUAGUGCACCGGUGCGACAUGUGCGGCAAGGUGUUCGCCACCGGCCAGGCGCUCGGCGGCCACAUGCGCCGCCACCGGCCGCUGGUGAGUCGUAAUGGCACAAUGUCCACGACGUGGACGGCGGCGGCGGCGGCGGCGGCGACAAUGUCCGGCUCCUCGUCGGAAGAGCGUGACGACGACGACGACGACGACGUGCACAAUUAUAAUUUCAUCCACUUUUUGUGAGUGGCUAAUGGACAAAUCAAUAUAUGAAUUGAAUAAAACCAGUGAUUAAUGUCAAUAAUAAUUAAGUUUGUUCUGGAGUGGUAUACAAACACGCAACAUGCUUAUAGCUAGAUAUAUAUACACGUAUACGCCACAAGAUACAAUACCAAUUAAGUUCGUCUUUGAUUUUGUAAUGUUCAAUUAUAUUUUUUCAAUGAUUAAAUACACGUGAUUUUAAUUGUAUUCGUUCAAUGGAACAUGUUUCAAGUUCAACCACUAUAUAUAUAUUGCUCUUGAAAA
Oryza sativa Japonica Group (Japanese rice) is the source of this 907-nucleotide messenger RNA. RefSeq names its product zinc finger protein ZAT8. NCBI's taxonomy places the organism in Eukaryota, Viridiplantae, Streptophyta, Magnoliopsida, Poales, Poaceae. The record is from RefSeq and is a predicted model, not a curated record.